AUGUGGUAAGCUCGUCGCGCCCUGUUGUUGCUUGAAGCCCUCAAAUUCCAUCACCUCGUCUCCCCACCCCUCCCCCCCGGGCCGCUCCCCGUCCUCCGCCGCGCUGCGUCGAUUGUCCCCGCCGAGAGGGCAAUGGCGCCCGUAGUUCAGAGCUCCCAGCCGUGGGUGGAGAAAUACCGACCAAGGCAGGUGAAGGAUGUGGCGCACCAGGACGAGGUCAUCCGAGUCCUCACCAACACCCUUGAGACCGCCAACUGCCCUCACAUGCUUUUUUACGGGCCGCCCGGAACAGGGAAGACUACGACCGCCCUUGCCAUUGCUCACCAACUCUUUGGGCCAGAACUCUAUAGAUCAAGAGUUUUAGAACUUAAUGCUAGUGAUGAUCGAGGGAUUAAUGUUGUGCGAACAAAGAUCAAAGAUUUUGCAGCUGUUGCUGUGGGUUCAGGAUCUCGUCAAGGAUAUCCAUGUCCACCUUACAAGAUCAUCAUCCUAGAUGAAGCUGAUUCAAUGACAGAAGAUGCUCAGAAUGCAUUAAGACGUACCAUGGAGACUUACUCCAAAGUAACUAGGUUCUUCUUUAUAUGUAACUAUAUCAGCAGGAUCAUAGAACCACUUGCUUCCAGGUGUGCGAAGUUCAGGUUUAAACCUCUUUCUGAGGGUAUAAUGAGUAGUCGCAUCUUGCACAUUUGUAGUGAAGAAGGCCUGACUCUGGAUUCUGAGGCUCUUUCUACUUUGAGCUCAAUCUCUCAGGGAGAUCUUCGCCGUGCUAUUACAUACCUGCAGAGUGCAGCUCGCUUGUUUGGAUCAUCCAUUACAUCCAAGGACCUCAUUAGUGUUUCUGGGGUGAUCCCUCAAGAAGUAGUUCAAGCAGUAUUCACAGCUUGCAAAUCUGGCGAUUUUGAUGUUGCAAACAAGGAGGUUAAUAAUGUAAUUGCUGAGGGAUAUCCAGUCUCUCAACUGCUAUAUCAGUUCCUAGAGGUGAUAGUUAAUAACGAUGACAUAUCAGAUGAACAGAAGGCAAGAAUCUGCAAGAAGUUGGGUGAAGCAGACAAGUGCUUAAUCGAUGGGGCGGACGAGUAUCUGCAGCUAAUGGCUGUGGCCAGUCACACGAUACGAGCUCUUUGCGACAUGCCAGAGGAGUUGCGCUUUGAUUAAUUAGGUUUUGCUACACCGUGUAACAUCAUGAACUUUUUAGGAACUUAAUUUUGCUUGAAUAGUUGGUGGUUGUAGCCAUGGAUACACUGAUGUGCUCAAGGCCAUCAAACCUUUGGGUUUUGCAGUAGCAACAGGUUUGCAGGCUUAACCCCCUUGCAUUUCCUGUUAUCCUCUCCCUUUAGAAGUGAAGAGGACACCUUCAGACUGUCAUCUGUAGUGUAUGAUAUGAUCAAACCUUCUUGAUCCAAUGCAAGCUAAGCAUUUGAUAAUA
Musa acuminata subsp. malaccensis (wild Malaysian banana) is the source of this 1426-nucleotide messenger RNA. Its product is annotated as replication factor C subunit 2. Gene Ontology annotation, molecular function: ATP binding; DNA binding; DNA clamp loader activity. The record is from RefSeq and is a predicted model, not a curated record. Lineage: Eukaryota; Viridiplantae; Streptophyta; Magnoliopsida; Zingiberales; Musaceae. Gene Ontology annotation, cellular component: DNA replication factor C complex; nucleus. Gene Ontology annotation, biological process: DNA-templated DNA replication; DNA repair.